GCGACCCUCCGGCGGGGGCGCCGCGGCUGCAGGCGGGGGGCGCGGGAUGGGUCCGGCGGGGGCGCGGGCCGGGCUCUGAGCUGCAGCAUCCCCCGGCCGGAAGGAGGAGGAGGAGGAGGAGGAGGAGGCCUCCCGCCGCCGCCGCCGCCAUGGCCAUGGCCACCGAGCUGGAGCCCGCCGCCGGGCCGGCAGGAGCGCCGCUGGACGCCGACGACGACGACGAGGAGCACUGGCUGUACGGAGGAUAUAGUGUGCUGAGACAAGCAGAGAAUGCUUAUGGGAUAUUUUACCUUUUGAGUUUGGAACAAGUGUCCAGUUGUAUUCCAGAUGAUAGUGGUAAGCAAGAAGAUGGACCGAUCCCUGGACACUCCGAAUCACAUACUUUACAAGAUGUUGCCCAGGAGAGCAGGAUUGUCAACUGUGAAGACCGAGAGCUGUUGCAGCAGGCUCUUCCCAGUGGCGAAGAUGACGAGGAAGACAGCGAGAGUGAUAGUGACGACGAUGACAUCCGAGUCACCAUCGGUAACAUCAAAACUGGCGCCCCAUCUUACAUCAUUUUUCCUCUGCAACCUGUAACAGUACAGACCACGCUGCUGCCUCCCCCACCCAUUCGUCUGAAGCUCCGGCUCCAGCCACUUCCCCCUCCUCACUUUUCCUGCCUUUUCCCAGGUGCUGACCUCUCUGACUAUUUCAACUACGGGUUCAACGAGGAAACGUGGAAAGCUUACUGCGAAAAGCAGCGUCGGCUUCAGCUCGGCCUGGAGCCCUCGGCCCCCGUCAACACCGAGAAUAAAAUCACGGUUCAGCAAGGAAGGAUAGGAAAUGCAGAAAAAGAACCGGAGAACAAUAUCGUCAAAAUGGAUUUUAAGACGGAUUUUGUGGCCCUUGUCGGUGGGCGGAUGAAAGCUGGGCCUCCCCCUAACAGGAAGCUGGGUGGGACCAUCGAUGUGAUUGGCGGGCAGGCAGGCACCAUCCGAAGGGUGGAAGGAAGGCGCCGCGACAAGCAUGCCUCUGAGGAGAACCCCAUUCAGGUUCUUGGGGAUCAUGGGAGCAAAUCGCAGCCCCCGCAACAGCCUCAGCAGCCAUCGCAGCCUCAACAGCCUCCUCAACAACAGCCGUUUGCGCCACCGACGGGGCCUCCGCCGCCCAUAGGGGGCCCUCCUCCUCCUCCGCACUUUCUCCAUCCGCCUCCGCCUCCGGUUACCUCUGUCCCGCCCCCUCUCCAUCCGCCAGGUCUUCCACCACCCGGCCCCAUUCCAGGGCUGUUCCCUCCACCUCUUGCUCCACCGCCUGCUCUCCUCAUCCCGACGUUAGAUGGCCAGCCUGCCAGCUACAGCAACCGACAGGGACCCCCAUUUGGCUACAGCUCCGCAGAUUCAGGUUUCAUCAGCUACCCACCUAUUUCCACGUCUCAUGCGCCCUGGGUGACCACCGUGGACAAGGCCUCCAGCGCUUCUGACGGUGGUCACUGGGAGUACUCUGGUUCAAGGAGGGAGAGGGAAAGAGAUCGUGCCCGGACCCCCACCGCCAGUGAAUACAACAAUGAUGAUGAACGGUAUCGUUACUACAGCCGGGAGCGCAGUUACGAUUUUGAGCGGGACUACCGCAGGAGCCGGGAGCGCAGCCGGGAGCGGGAAGAUCGCCAUCGGGAGCGAAGGCACCGGGACAAAGAGGAGGGCGGCAAACACAAGUCCUCCCGCCGGAAACAGCACGAGGGCGAGGAAGGGGAGAGCCAUCGGCGCCACAAGCACAGAAAGAACAAGCGCAGCAAGGAAGAGAAGGAGGCCAGCGAGGACGGAGUUCCCGAGGGGAAUGAGCAGGACUCCAAGGAGUAGCCAGUCUGGACGGGGCGUCAAAGCCGGCCAACGAUACCAGCCUGCUGCUCUCCUGGGACUUCUUCCUGUUUCCCAGGAAAACGCCUGCCGACGGGGAGCCCAGCGGAUUACGGAUUGCCCACACUUUUUGGACAGAACAGCCCAGCAGUAACUGAGCACCGAGGGCUGCUUCAUCACGUCGGAUGUUGUGCUUUCUGAUGGGAAGCGGAUUUAGCUGAAAUGAAUGGGUUUAGUUUCUUGGACAGUAUCCAGCAGCCCCGUCCCCCCACCCCACCCCCGGACAGUCGCAGGAGCUUUAUUGUCCAGAAAACAAACACAGAGACAGGUUAGGUCCUCUUAAGAGCCAGCAUAGAGCCUGGCUUCUGUUAGUCGUCCCGUUCCCCCCAGUAGCUGUCUCCUUCGAGAAACGUUUGGUAGGAAAGCCGGAGCAGCCUCCCCAGCUGCCGGCUCAGCACGGACAUCUGUAGGGUGGCCGGUUUCCCUGAGGAGUGAGCUCUUUCCCAGCAAGCAGAGCCUUCCAAUGCUGCCUGGGCUGUUUGGCUUUGGAGAAGGCCAGAGGCUUCCUUGUGCCCUGACCGGGGGUGGGGGGGGGGUGUCUCCUCCCAAAGCCUGCCUAGCUAUGGAGAGUGUCAUUUUUCAGUGGGAGGUUAGGUUUUGAUCACUCCUUGACCAGGGUCAGCAAUACUCCUGUGUUCUUGUCGUCGUUUUCCCUGAUCUCUUUAGGUUCUGGGGAGGGAUUUUUUUUUGAGGGAGUGGGAGGCAAGACCCCUCAAGAGCUCCUCUGAUGCUCAAGAGUGAAACUCACACUUCCACGUGCAUCCCACCUCUCUUCCACCCGCAGAACUUAUUUAAAAAACACUUCCUGAAGCUAUUUGAACUUUAUAUAUAUAUUUUUUGUGUUGUAGUCAUGCAACUUUGGGUGUUUGUAUGGAGCCGACGACCGUGGAGACUUGAGCCCGUUUGCCAAUGAAUUUUUGGUCCGUAUGCUAUGAUAGUGCAGAGAGCAAGUCAAAUCAAUCACUGAAAAAAUGUGUGGGAAAUAAAGCAGUUUCUUUUGGAAA
Messenger RNA from Sphaerodactylus townsendi, 2896 nucleotides. Its product is annotated as pre-mRNA 3'-end-processing factor FIP1-like. NCBI's taxonomy places the organism in Eukaryota, Metazoa, Chordata, Lepidosauria, Squamata, Sphaerodactylidae. Gene Ontology annotation, molecular function: RNA binding. The transcript is spliced from 15 exons. The coding region runs from base 150 to 1835 and encodes 561 amino acids. Gene Ontology annotation, cellular component: mRNA cleavage and polyadenylation specificity factor complex. The record is from RefSeq and is a predicted model, not a curated record.